CAAGGCAUUCUCAAGGCAAACACUAGCUGGGUAGCUAAGCUAGCAGAUCUGCUAGAUAAGCUUAUAGCUAUGAUAUAACCCCAGUUUAGCCUCUUCGCCGGGUUGAAUAUAAGUACAAGAGAGUUUAUUAGAACCCUCCACUCCAGGAUAUCACCUCUGGCUUUCAGUCUGCUCCCUCCGUGGCCUAAAUUACAGGCAGAAACAUCAAUUUUUCCUUUGGACCAGCUCAGUCUACAGGCUAGCUAACUUAGAUACGUUAACGUUAGCGCCACAGCCACCAUGGCUGAAUUUGGGUUUAAUGAACACCAUCAGAAUGAAGUCAUCAAUUACAUGCGAUUUGCACGUUCAAAAAGGGUCCUGAGGCUCAAGACUAUUGACUCAUGCUUUGAGGAGCUCAAAGAUAGCAGGCUGGUAGAGGAAACAUUCACAGUGGACGAGGUGAGGGAGAUGCUGGACGGGCUACAGGCGGUGGUGCGUGGGGAGGUGGAGAUGGAGCUCAUCAACACAGCCCACACCAAUGUCCUGCUGCUCAGACAGCUCUUCUCCCAGGCUGAGAAGUUUUACCUACGACUGCAGAGUGAUAUCUCAGAGCUGGAAAACAGGGAGCUGUUAGAGCAAGUGGCUGAAUUUGAGAAGACUGACUUUAAAAGCACCGAUAAGAUAAACCAAGAAUCAAGCAAACCCAAGUUGGCACCGCUGAAUGAAGGAGGGGUGUCUGAACUCCUUAACAAGGAGAUAGCAAGACUACAGGAGGAAAACGACAAACUGAAAGGCAGACUCCGGACUAUAGAGUCCCAGGCUAUGAGUGCACUAGAUGAGAAAACCAAGGCAGAAAGAGCUCUGAAAGAUCUUAAAAAGGUGCAAGGUGAACAGCAGCUGGCUGCUCAAUCCCAGGAGAUCAGCAGUCUGGAGGACACAGUCGCUGCUCUGAAAGAGGACUAUGAAAGGUCUCUCAGUGCCAAUGCUGCAUCCCAGAAGGAUUUGCAGGAGAACUUGAUCUCUGCCAAACAUGAGCUUCUGCGAGUGCAGGAGCAGUUGGCCUUGGCAGAGAAGGAGUUGGAAAAGAAGUUCCAGCAGACUGCAGCCUACCGCAACAUGAAAGAGAUCCUAACUAAGAAGAAUGAGCAGAUCAAAGAAAUUAGAAAACGAUUGCAAAGAUAUGAGCCCAAUGAAUGAGUUCUGCGUAAAACAGCUGGGUUAACAGAUGUCCACCGGGUAAGACGAGACCAAAAUUUAUGACUGUGGUUUGAACAGGAAUUCGUCGGUUUCACUGCUGUGAGACAACAGAGACAGAAAAAAGCACUUCCACGAGGAAUUGUUUAUUCAUGCUUUAUCUGGCAUCUUCAGUAGUUAUUGACUUUAGUAAAGAGCAGGAGCGAGGAGGUUGGCAACACACACAACUGAACACACAAAUGAAAUAGUGACCGCUGUGCUUUUUUUCUACGUCUCAAUUUGGAGCUCACUUACAGUAGCUAGCAGACUUCCCUCAGUGCUCUAUGCAAUUACUAACACGUCCCUGUUUGAAGAGGCCUUGUCCGUUUGCUGAACUGGGCAAAUAUGUACUGUCUGCCUGAUGCUUUGCAGUCUUAUUUAUCAGAUGGUUACAGGUAAUAUUUAGCCUUCUAACACCAGGUUAGAAGGCUUACUGAUGUUUUGCUGAUUGGUCUUAAUUUUAUCUGCCCCUUUUGUUGUCAAAAUCCAGUCAUUAUUGAGUUGGCUCCAAGCUGUUUUCUUUAUUAAUAGUGAACUUGACUUUUGCUUUAAUUUCUUACCUAAGCAUUUAAUAGUAUUUCAAAUGAUGAUAUUUUCACAAAUCUAGCACUGUAUGAAAGCCAGAUGAUUGGAAAUAUUGCAAAUUUAUUACGUUUUUUUUCUGCUCUUGCAUAUUGAAUGACAUGGAUAGUGAUGUAGAAUGAUUUCCCUAUUUCCCUACACAAAGGGCAUAGAAUAUUUUUGUGUGGAAUCUUUAACUGUGUACUUUUCGUAUUGCUGUGGGUGAUGGAGUGUAAGAGAAAAAGAAAAUCAAUAUAUACAUGAUGUUCAUGAAGUAAUGCUCUUGUAGAGUAUGAUACAUCUACCCUAUAUUAAAUUAGAUGUGCAUUUGUUUGUAUUGUGCAAAGUAUGGGGUAAUAAAAGCUGUUACCAAACAUA
This is a messenger RNA of Amphiprion ocellaris (clown anemonefish), 2151 nucleotides long. RefSeq names its product leucine zipper transcription factor-like 1 (gene lztfl1). Lineage: Eukaryota; Metazoa; Chordata; Actinopteri; Pomacentridae. Gene Ontology annotation, cellular component: cytoplasm. The transcript has 10 exons. The record is from RefSeq and is a predicted model, not a curated record. The coding region runs from base 280 to 1176 and encodes 298 amino acids. Gene Ontology annotation, biological process: negative regulation of protein localization to cilium.